Anas platyrhynchos (mallard) is the source of this 1913-nucleotide messenger RNA. It is a transcript of the gene GTF2H3, whose product is annotated as general transcription factor IIH subunit 3. Gene Ontology annotation, biological process: nucleotide-excision repair; regulation of DNA-templated transcription. Lineage: Eukaryota; Metazoa; Chordata; Aves; Anseriformes; Anatidae. The record is from RefSeq and is a predicted model, not a curated record. Gene Ontology annotation, cellular component: transcription factor TFIIH core complex; transcription factor TFIIH holo complex.
CGGUGCUCAUGGCCGCGCUCCCGGCCGCCUCCCCGCAGCCGUGGGCAUGACGCGGCGCCCCUGGGCGUGACGUCAUGCCGGGCCCUGACGUCAUUUGGAAGCGCCUCGCAGCGGCGGCAGCGGCAGCGGCAUGAGCGCGGAUGAAGAGCUCAGCCUGCUGGUCAUCGUCAUCGACACCAACCCCAUCUGGUGGGGGAAGAGGGCGCAGGGGGAAGCUGAGCAGUUCACCCUCUCAAAAUGCAUCGAUGCAGUGAUGGUACUGGGAAAUUCACAUUUGUUUAUGAAUCGUACCAACAAGCUUGCAGUAAUAGCAAGUCACACACAAGAAAGCCGUUUCUUGUACCCUGGGAAGCGCUGGGCUGUUGCCGAUCUCCUUGGAGAUGGCAGUAAUUCUGUGGAAUCUAAUUGUUCUGGCAGCAAAGAUGGAAAAUAUGAAUUGUUAACAGCAAUAAAUGAUGCAAUUGCAGAAGAGAUUAAAGAUCUCAUGACAAAAACUGACAUGAGGGGCCAGCAAACAGAAACUUUGUUAGCAGGAUCACUUGCUAAAGCACUUUGUUAUAUUAACAAGAUGAGCAAAGAGGUAAAAGCCAAUCAGGAAAUGAAAUCAAGGAUUUUGGUCAUAAAAGCUGCAGAAGACAGUGCAUUGCAAUAUAUGAAUUUCAUGAAUGUGAUCUUUGCAGCACAGAAACAGAGUAUUUUGAUCGAUGCCUGUGUCUUGGACUCUGAUUCAGGUCUUCUACAACAGGCCUGUGACAUUACAGGUGGCAUAUACUUGAAAGUGCCCCAUAUGCCAUCACUUCUGCAGUAUUUAUUGUGGGUAUUUCUCCCUGAUCAAGAGCAAAGAGCACAGCUUGUGCUUCCACCUCCUAUUCAUGUUGACUACAGAGCUGCAUGUUUCUGUCAUCGAAAUCUCAUUGAAAUUGGUUAUGUAUGCUCUGUGUGCUUGUCAAUAUUCUGCAACUUCAGUCCUAUUUGUAGUACGUGCGAGACUGCUUUCAAAAUAUCACUGCCACCUGUCAUGAAAGCUAAGAAGAAGAAAUUAAAGUUAGCUGCAUAACAACACUACGUAAAUGCACCAUUGUCUCCUCCAGUAAUUCCAUGAAAUGGAAUGUACUAGAGAAAUUGACAGCACUUUUUAUAGGAUAUGAAAGAGAACUGUAUGCAGUCUUACAACUUGUUUCUUACUGGAUAAAUAUUUAAAUAGUAUUUUCUACACAGUAACAAAUCGCUGUAUUACCAUGUAACCUGUGCUGUUUUAAGUACUAUUUCUUAAUUGUAAGCAGAAGUUGUAGCUUGUUAAGAUGUAGAUCUUGCAAAGUUAGAAGGUAUUCUUGCCAUUGCAAAGCUUCUACCUCCAAGUUAUUUUCAAAGAUAAAGCUCUGAUUGGUUUUAGUCCUAUGUUGGUGUAAAGAUAAGUUAUGACUACUCCUGAUGUGUAGGUUCUGAGUCUUAGCACUGUGUUAUUUGGGGACUUUGACAUUCUGUUAACCUUUGCUACCUAUUUUUUGAGUGAAACAGGCUCAGUUUCAGAAUAAAUAAACCAAAAUUUUCAAGAUGGUUUAGAAAUCCCCUUCCGUUUAAAGAUGUUAAUUCUUCUGCAUGUGCACACUUGCAUGUUUUAUAUUCUUUUAUUCCCUUUGAUUGUGAUUUUCUCCCAGUUGUGUUCUAACUAGUCUUCUCAAAGGAAUACAGAAAGUUGUUAUUUCCUACUUAAAAGAACUUUUCUUUCUUAAGGUGCAUAGAGGAAUUUGUGUAGUCUCAACGCUUGCAUCAUCAGGUUUUUAUCAGCUUAACUUGUAAUCAGGGCCCAACUCUUACUGGCUUGUUUCAUCACCGAAAGCCAUUUUGUUUGAAGCCUGUAUUUAUACUUUGUACAAACCAUUUGUAAUAAAACCUGCUCCUUUUCUCAUACA